Molecule: messenger RNA, 3032 nt
Organism: Pongo pygmaeus (Bornean orangutan)
Lineage: Eukaryota; Metazoa; Chordata; Mammalia; Primates; Hominidae
Gene: DOC2A
Product: double C2 domain alpha
Exons: 11
Coding region: 798-2348 (516 amino acids)
Biological process (GO): exocytosis; spontaneous neurotransmitter secretion; regulation of calcium ion-dependent exocytosis
Cellular component (GO): membrane; extrinsic component of synaptic vesicle membrane; synapse
Source: RefSeq, a predicted model, not a curated record
GCAGGGCUGGGCAGGGGGGCGGCUUGGGGGUGGCAGGGUUUGGGUGAGAAAUGGCAGCCCAUGGGGAACGACCACAGGGCUCUGGAGCCUUCAGAGCCAAGCCCCGACGCCCCUUCCCACCUGCGGGGCAGAACUGGGGAUGGCAGGGGGGAAGGUGAGGGAGGGUGAGGGAGGGUGGUUCCCAAAGGAGAUGCCAUCCCUGGUAAGGGGACAUGGGCCCCUGGGAGUUGGGUUGGGCCACAAAGAGAGAGGCCUGAACGGCCAAAGGGAGGGGGCGUGGGGGAAGCCGCAGCAUCAGACCUCUGCCUCCUCCCUCAGAUCGUGAGGCUCCCCAGCCUGGCUCGGGAGACCCCGAGAUCCCCUGCUCCUGUCCACCUCUGACAGGCGACCCCCUGCUCCUGUCCACCUCUGGGUCCCUACGGACAUGGGGAGGGGAGGAGGGAGGCCCCAGCUCCCCGCGGGGGAGGGGCGUGAAGACGCGCGGGGGUGGGGGGAGAUGAGCCGGCGUCGCCAUGACAACGAGGCCGGUGGUCCGGCCCUGCGGACCCGGGAGGGAGGGAGGCGCCGUGGGCCGCGCGCGCGGGCCGGGGCGGGGGCUCAGGUCUCCCAGGAGUAGUUGGGGAACACCCGGCGAUUCUGGCGGCUGCUUCCUGGUGGCGCAGGGAGCCCGCGUGUUUGCGAGUGCGUGUGCGUGCGAAGUUCUCCGGGUAAGUGUGCCAGCGCGCGCCUGGGUGUGUGCAAGGGUGUGAGCGUGCACACGUGGGCACGGGCGUGUGCGCGCGGGGGUGCCCGGCUGGAUGUGUGCACACGAGUGUAUGCCGGCCCGCGUGCCCCUACGUGAGUGUGCGCGCGCGAGCACACGUGUGUUUGUGCGCUCGCGUGCGCUCCCGAGCGGGCCCCGGGUGGGAGUCCGAGAUCCCGCCCCCUCCCCAGCCCCGGCGCCCCUCCCCGUCCCCCGCCGCCGCGCCGGCUGCAUCCUCGCCUCCACCUCACUCACCCCCUCCUCCCCGCACUUUCUCGGCGCUCCCUCCCUCUCUGCUCGCACAGCUCGACUCCGCGCUCUCCUCGCCGGCCGCCGCCGCCCAGCCUGCGCCCGCCGUCCCCCUAGUGCCUGGGCACCUGUUGGAGGCAGAGGCAGCCAGGGGUGCUGCAUGAGGGGCCGCAGGGGCGAUCGCAUGACCAUCAACAUCCAGGAGCACAUGGCCAUCAACGUGUGCCCCGGGCCCAUCCGGCCCAUCCGCCAGAUCUCUGACUACUUCCCCCGCCGGGGACCAGGACCUGAAGGGGGCAGCGGGGAGGCCCCCACCCAUCUGGUCCCCCUGGCUCUGGCCCCCCCUGCAGCCCUCCUUGGGGCCACCACGCCUGAGGAUGGUGCGGAGGUGGACAGCUAUGACUCGGAUGAUGCCACCGCCCUGGGCACGCUGGAGUUUGACCUUCUCUACGACCGGGCCUCCUGCACUCUGCACUGUAGCAUCCUCAGGGCCAAGGGCCUCAAGCCCAUGGAUUUUAAUGGCCUCGCCGACCCCUACGUCAAGCUGCACUUGCUGCCUGGAGCCUGUAAGGCCAAUAAGCUAAAAACGAAGACUCAGAGGAACACACUGAAUCCCGUGUGGAAUGAGGACCUGACGUACAGCGGGAUCACGGAUGAUGACAUCACGCACAAGGUGCUCAGGAUCGCCGUCUGUGAUGAGGACAAGCUGAGUCACAAUGAGUUUAUUGGGGAGAUCCGCGUGCCCCUCCGCCGCCUCAAGCCUUCGCAGAAGAAGCAUUUUAACAUCUGCCUCGAGCGCCAGGUCCCGCUGGCGUCCCCCUCUUCCAUGUCAGCGGCGCUGAGGGGCAUCUCCUGUUACCUAAAGGAGUUGGAGCAGGCGGAGCAGGGGCAGGGGCUGCUGGAGGAGCGUGGCCGCAUCCUGCUGAGUCUCAGCUACAGCUCACGGCGCCGGGGACUGCUGGUAGGCAUCUUGCGCUGUGCCCAUCUGGCUGCCAUGGACGUCAACGGUUACUCGGACCCCUACGUCAAGACGUACCUGAGGCCCGAUGUGGACAAGAAAUCCAAGCAUAAGACGUGCGUGAAGAAGAAGACUCUCAACCCAGAAUUUAACGAGGAGUUUUUCUACGAGAUAGAGCUCUCCACUCUGGCCACCAAGACCCUGGAAGUCACCGUCUGGGACUAUGACAUUGGCAAAUCCAAUGACUUCAUUGGUGGCGUGUCCCUGGGGCCAGGUGCCCGAGGCGAGGCUCGGAAGCACUGGAGUGACUGCCUGCAGCAGCCAGACGCAGCCCUGGAGCGCUGGCACACCCUGACCAGCGAGCUGCCCCCUGCAGCUGGGGCUCUGUCCUCAGCCUGAGUGGACAGCAGUGUCCCAGCACAGGCCCAUCGAGCCGGGUCCAGUACCCAACCUUCGCACGAGUGUGUUGCACGUUUACACGGGGUGGGCUGCCCCCACCCUGCACUACCUGUCUUAUUUUUGUGAGUCUCCGUGACCCGGGUCUGUCUGCUCAUGAGGGGCUGUGGAGUUCUAUGUUCACAUAUGCAAACCUCCUGCCUGACUCGCUAGUCCCUGCAAAUAUGCAAACCCCCCAUCAUGUGCACACCCGGGCAGUGCUCAGAGCCUGGCCCCAGGCCCCCGCGCUCCUCACUCCUGCCUCUCCACGCUGCCCCGUCCCUCUCCCCCGACAGGGAGGAGGUCGGAUUAGGGGAGGUUCAGAGGAGGAGAAUGUCUCAAAAACAAAAAGACAAAAAACAAACCCAGAGCCACUCCUUUAAUACAGAAACGUCAUUGAAAAAACCUAGCCCUGUACAGCUGCCCUUUUAAAGAGGUGGCCAUCGCAGGGUCUCUGCCUCCCCAGCAGGUGGCAGAUGCUCCCGGCCACUCGUUUAAAUAACUGUCCCCUGGAGGGGGCCGGGGUUUGAAGGCAGGGCCCCUGCCACCCUCCUGGGGGACACCCGUGCAUGUUUACGCCUUUUCUGGUUGUGUCAGUGGCCGGAGCAUGGCAGCUGGGCGUCAAUAAACACCUCCGAGGAAGCUGGA